Molecule: messenger RNA, 1351 nt
Organism: Cuscuta europaea
Lineage: Eukaryota; Viridiplantae; Streptophyta; Magnoliopsida; Solanales; Convolvulaceae
Source: the annotation of a GenBank genome assembly
UAUGUUUAUGCCAUUUUUCAAUUUUCAUACCCCAUUCCAUGAUUAGAACUCAGAAGUUCAGAACAUUCUAGUUCCCGCCUACCAAAAGUUCCACGCAGACAGGGAUUAGGAAUCGUUCUUACUUUACUAGCUAUUCAGCUAACAAUUUGAUUUAUGAAGAAAGUGCUGGCUAGAAAAUGGCCCUUUCUGUGAUAUACUGUGUUCUGCCUAGGAGGGUUAUCUUCAGCAUUUACACCGGUAAAGUUAAGGUUCACUCCUUCAGAAAACUCCUUUCACCUCCGGUUCCACACCUUCCGCGCCGCCGCUUUCGGUGCUAUUGCCAGUUGGUCUCCACGGUUGCGUCGUCAGCGGAUAUUUCAUCUUCCGUGAGCGACAGAGAAAGGCAAAUCAGAAGCCCUAAGCUAGUGGCAUUGGAAUACGCUGAUCUCAACCUCACUGAUAAGUUUUGCGAGGAGGUGGGCCAUGUCCGGAUAAGGCAGCAUGUUAACCCUUUGCGCUCUUCCCUCUUGGCUCCUACCGAAGUGCCAAACUGGAGUGAAGUAUACAUGGACUCAUCAUUGCCACUUAUGGUGGAUAUAGGCUGUGGUGGUGGCAGAUUUCUGUUGUAUCUUGCUAAGCAAUAUCCUGAUUCCAAGAAUUAUCUGGGAUUUGAAAUUCGUCCAAAAUUGGUUAAACGUGCUGUGUACUGGGCAAAUGAGCUAGGUCUCAGAAAUAUACAUUUCAUGUUUGCAAAUGCCACAGUGUCUUUUGAGAGAAUUGUAUCUACAUACCCUGGACCAUUGCUGUUGGUUUCUAUAUUAUGCCCUGACCCUCAUUUUAAGAAAAAGCAUCAUAAGAGAAGAGUUGUGCAGAGGCCUUUGGUUCAAUCCAUAGCUGAUCGAUUAACACAAGGUGGACAGGUGUUUAUACAAUCUGAUGUGCAUGAAGUUGCUGUUGACAUGAAAGAUUGUUUUGAUGGGAUUUCCAAGCUCCUUCACAUAGACAGUGUUGAUUCUAAUGUACUAUGUGACAGUAAUGGAUGGGUAUUGAAUAAUCCCAUGGGGAUAAGGACGGAAAGGGAGAUCCAUGCUGAAUUUGAAGGCUCCAAAGUUUACAGAAGGUUAUAUGUAAAAAAAAGUUGAGCAGUGAUAUUUUGCUUUCACCUAACAUUGGUAUGCUACAUUAUAGUAUUUGCUUUUCAAGCUGGUGUCUUGAGCUCUGUUCCUUGUCACGGUUUUUUUUUGUUCAAAAGCAUCUGCUCCUUUUUCCAAUGAGUAAAUGUUAUGAAGUAUAAAAGCUAGUGUGCACAUACAAAAAUAUCAUCUCUAAUUGUUUCCCGAUGUACAAGACUCAGAGAGGAUACUAAUUCCUA